CAGACCUUUGUACCACACCAGUUCCCUCUCUCUUUCUUCCAAAGAGAGAUCCAUACAGACUCCGAAAGAUGGAGUCCAGUAAACUCAAUGCUCUCUUCUUCAUCUUCAUGCUCGUCAUUUCCUCGGCCGCUCCGAUUCUCGGGUGCCCUACUUGCGGCAAAAAGCCUCCUCCCAAGCACACUAAGCCUAAGACCCCCAAGGGCCCUAUUACAGUCCCUCCCAUUGUGAAACCCCCAGUCAUCAAAGUCCCCCCAGUCACAGUCCCACCUAUCAAACCACCAGUGACAAUACCACCCAUCGUCAAACCACCAAUCACCAUCCCCCCCGUCAUCCCUCCCAUUGUCAAACCACCAAUCACAAUCCCACCAGUAAUCCCUCCCGUCGUAAAACCACCAAUUAAAAUCCCACCCGUCAUCCCUCCCAUUGUCAAACCACCAAUCACAAUCCCACCAGUAAUCCCUCCCGUCGUAAAACCACCAAUUAAAAUCCCACCCGUCAUCCCUCCCAUUGUCAAACCACCAAUCACAAUCCCACCAGUCAUCCCUCCCGUCAUAAAACCACCAAUCAAAAUCCCACCAGUGAUUCCACCAAUAGUGAAACCACCAAUCACAUUACCACCAGUGGUAAUCCCUCCAGUGAUUCCCCCCAUUGUCAAACCACCAGUGGAGAUUCCCCCAAUCACCACCAAGCCCCCGAGCCCCGGGACACCGUGCCCCCCACCACCUGGGACACCAGCUCCCAAGGACACUUGCCCCAUCGACACACUGAAGCUCGGAGCUUGCGUGGAUCUCCUCGGUGGGUUGGUUCACGUUGGGGUCGGUGACCCCGCGGUGAACGAGUGCUGCCCGGUGCUCGCAGGACUUGUUGAACUUGAAGCUGCAGUGUGCUUGUGCACCACCCUUAAACUCAAGCUUCUCAACCUCAACAUCUUCGUCCCUAUUGCUCUUGAGCUCCUUGUCACUUGUGGCAAGAGCCCUCCUCCUGGUUUCACCUGCUCUAUCUAGAUCAAGUCGUGGUAGAUUCAUGGAGAACUGAAUCGUCAUGAGAGGAUGUCGAUCAAGCGAGCCUCCACUUCUUUUCUUUUCUCUUUUCUUCCUCCACAAUCUUUCUUGUUUAAUUUAAUUGACUGGUAUUGAAGCUGAUUUGUAUGCCUGGCUGUGAGAUUAUUGUACACCAUUUGUUUUUAAAUUAUGAGAAGAUUGUUAUUAUUCCAUCUCGAAUA
Molecule: messenger RNA, 1222 nt
Organism: Rosa chinensis
Lineage: Eukaryota; Viridiplantae; Streptophyta; Magnoliopsida; Rosales; Rosaceae
Product: repetitive proline-rich cell wall protein 1
Exons: 2
Coding region: 69-1004 (311 amino acids)
Source: RefSeq, a predicted model, not a curated record